This is a messenger RNA of Oncorhynchus mykiss (rainbow trout), 5797 nucleotides long. The record is from RefSeq and is a predicted model, not a curated record. Lineage: Eukaryota; Metazoa; Chordata; Actinopteri; Salmoniformes; Salmonidae.
CCAAACAAAACGCAUGACAGAACGGUUCUUUGAAUUCACAGCCUUUUGGUCUAAAGCAAACAUACAGUUGGUUGCAUACAGGCUAUCUCUCGAAACUCAUUCCGUACUUUAACAAGUUAGGGACAGAACGUCUAUUUUUAACAAGUUUAGCACGGCUUUAGCGCAAACCCAAAGGCCCGAAUAUUUAACUGCCAGGACAGAUAGCAUAGGCUGUAAAGCCCUCCUAAUGGAUAUUUCUGGAGCUUUUACACGGUUUACCUGAUCUGGAACAACAUGAGGGGGAUACACACUCUCAAAAAUCAGGCAGUCAGUCGCCAUCAGACUUUUUUCGUUUCGACAUACCGCCAAGAAUGAUAAAGGAUUCGUUAUGGACAGCGGACACGAGUGACAUGGAUGCAAUUCUACCGUUCUGUACGCGCGUUUUUUCAAACUCACCGGGAACGUCCACCCCCUCACGACAUAUUCCAGACCCCAACAGGCAACGCACAACUGUGGCCCAAGUACAUUGCUCAGAUUCAACCCCACCCGAAAAGUACGGCUGGGCCGGGAACUUGAGGCUUCGCGAGCAGGCGCUCCAAGGACUUGGUAUGAGACCAUUAUACGUUUAUGUUAUGUGUUAUACGUCUUUUUAUUAGUUAUACCUCUUUUGAUAGAAUAUGUUAAAACAAGGACAAAUAAUGUUUUUUCAGACUGCCCGGAGACAGACCCUGCAGAAUCGGGAACGCUAGCUGAAAAAAGCCCAGAGCCCUCGGUAUCAGCAAUUCGUCAGAACAAGCGCCAAAAAAGCCUAGACUCAGCCCCGGCGAAAAACGGCACAGACGGACACAUACACCUAGAGCUGGGGGAUUCCGGCGCCCCGAACAUUCCCGAUGAAACAACCGAUAGACCUGUUUUUAAUGACAUUUCAGAUGUUGACGACCAGCUUUUCUGUGAUGCGGCCAACCUUAUCGACCCCGUCAAUUCUACGGCAUCAGUACCUGCAGUAGAACAAGAAAGGUUUUUCACAUUAUUUUCCAGGGCUUUGAAAUCAAGGAAUGUUUUGCUAUACAAACGAGUGGGUGAUUUAAUUGAGAGACAGUACAGAGACGAUAUGUUAUUCUGGCAUAGAACAAUUCCCCGCAUGUUAAACAGCAAACCCAUUAAAAAACGCAAAUACAGACGCUAAAAUCAUACAUGUAACCACCAAUCAUUCCCGAAAGACCCAAAAACGCACAUCCUUAAUUAUCCAAAUGGCCGAACUACAGAAACAAGGUGAGACAGUUGAAAGCCUCUUAGCGCAGAUCCCGCCAGAACUCUUAGAAGUUAUUACACGUAUGAACGAGUCUGGGGUGUGCGAUGAAAGCAUAUUAUCCCAGAUUCCAGCCGAACUCCUAGAAAUGAUUAAUCGCAUGAACGAGUCAGGGGGGCCCGAUGAAAACCUGUUAUCACAGAUUCCCGAAGCCCUCAUAACCUUAAUUAAUCGUCUGAACGAGAGUCAGACAUUUUCGGCCCCGGCAACCCCAACAGAGAUAGACCAACCAAUAUCGCCCAGGUCCGUAGAGUCUGAAACGCCACAAGAUGUUUUUGGGGAAUUGGAAAAUUGUCUAAUACAUCUGGCGGGAGAUGGUCUUGAUAGACGUGUCCGGGUUGUGUACCGGAAUAAAUUCAACAAUACAGAGAUUCGACAGUUUUUCAAUUUCCUAUGGGUGAAUCAGAAUCUUGACUAUGCGUUGUUUUACAUGAUGAUAACGGACACUCUGAACGAUCUGUUAGAGACGGCUAGAGAUUAUGGCGAACCACGGGAUGUUCUACAGUUGGAACUUUGUGGAGAUAGCCUGCAUAACACAGUAUCUCUUAUUUUACCCAAUGGCGAAGCAGAUCUUGAACAAUUUACCGCGCUGCUAGAACGACUUGUUCAGUCAAAUUUAGCCAUCAUAGCCGAUCGAACCCUCGAGCUUGUAGUUCAAAUAAUACGUCAACCCCAGGGGGGUGGUGGGCAGAGAAGGAAGCUUGAUAGCCUAAUGCAAUCGGAAAUCCUAAGCAAUAAAAGGGCCUACCUCAUAAACGUUCACAAUCCCGAUAAUAAGCUAUGUUUUGCAAUAGGCCUAGCGCAUUUACUUAACCCAGGAUGUACUGAUCUGACGGCAUUGCAAAAGGCUAGAGAGAUCCAAACGGGGGUGGGUCUCGGUAUACACGAGGGGGUUGCUUUUUCCGACAUAUUCAAAUUUGAAAACCUUCUGAAUAUCAAGAUUGUGGUUUUGUACCACAGUAGAGCUAAUGCAUCUCUCUUGAAGUUCCAAAACACCCCCCAACCGCACCCGCAGAUUCUGUAUUUUUAUGUGCAAAACGAACAUUACUACGCCAUUACCAACAUCACGGCGUUCCUCGGGACCCCCUAUGUGUGUCCAUCAUGCCAUACCGGCUACACCCGAAAGGGGGGGCACUCGUGCCGUUAUAACUGUUCUGUAUGUCAAGAUGCAGAGUGCCCAAUGCAACCCUUAAACUUGACACCCUGUGCUGAUUGCCACCGCACAUGUCGUUCGACCUACUGUUACGCUAAACACAAAAUUGAAACAUGGCACCCUAAGGCCUGUAAAUCUGUAAGCAUUUGUGCCAUUAACAAGAAAUGCCCAAAAUGUCAUUGCAAUUACAACCUUAAAAUAGAUAGCCCUAAACCACAUGUGUGUGGAAUCAUUCAUUGUCCAAUCUGUAAAGGGCCUUUGAAAAGCAGAGACGCUGAAGUGGUUCAAGAAGUGCCACACGAGUGUUAUAUUCAACCCUUGGCUGAAGAUGAACAUUCAGAGAAAUAUGUGUUCUAUGAUUUUGAGACAAAUCAGCAAUCGGGGGAUCAUUUGCCUAUUUUUGUAUCUACCAUGACAUUCAAGGGGGAAAAGUGGUCUGCAGAAGGAUCCAAUUGUGCACUACUCUUUCUAAAACAUUUUAGAAAGCCACAGUACAGAAACUUCACGUUUAUAGCCCACAAUGCUAGAGCCUACGAUUCUUACCUGCUUCUGAAUCCCUUGAUACAGCAAGGCGUGGCACCCUGGGUCAUAGCUCAAGGUAGUAAAAUCUUGUGUUUUGUAGACCCAGCCUUCAACCAGAGAUACAUUGACAGUCUAAGCUUCUUACCCAUGCGAUUGGCUCAAAUGCCAGAGGCCUUGGGUUUUGAAAACUCUGUGAAAGGUUGGUUCCCCCACUUCUUCACAUCUGAUGAGAAUCUACAUUAUGUCGGAGCAUAUCCCAGCCCUGAAAUGUACGGGUGUGAUCAAAUGUCUCCCAAAGAGCGUGAGAGAUUCAUGACGUGGUACGAGACAGUAAGACAUGGCACCUUUGAUUUCCAUAAAGAGAUGGAAUCAUACUGUGACAAUGAUGUGGUUAUACUUCGUGAAGGAUGCCUCAGAUUCAGAGAAGAGGUAAUCAAAGAUGCAGGUAUUGACCCCUGGAGUUGUACAACUAUUGCAUCGGCAUGCAUGAAAACCUAUCGUACACACUAUUUGCCGCCCGCUUCAAUAGCCAUUCCCUCGCCUGACAACUACCGACGCCAAUUCAAGUCAUACUCUAGUGGGUCCAUUCAAUGGUUAGAGUAUAUGGCCCAGGAUAAAGACAUUUUUAUUCAACAUGCUUUGAAUCUAGGGGAGAAGGCAUUUGGCUCUUACCAUGUAGAUGGCUACACACAGAUUGACGGGGUUGAGACCGCGUAUGAGUACAACGGUUGUUUCUUCCAUGGUUGCAAAUCUUGCUUUGUGCCCCAGACCCUGUGUGUCCUAACCCAAAAGACUUUUGGGGAAAUGUACCAAGAGUUUCAAGACAAAGUUGAUUCUUUACAGGCUACUUACGGUCUAAAAGUGGUUGUUUUGUGGGAGCACGAAUGGACAGCCCUCAAAAAGUCUGAUCCUAAUGUUCAAGCCUUCCUUUCCAGCUUUGAAACCCCCGAGCCCCUGGAACCGCGCCAGGCCUUGUAUGGCGGCCGUACCAAUGCUUUGACAUUGCGGUAUGUAGCGCAACCCGACGAGACAAUAGGCUAUGUAGAUUUUACAUCCCUUUAUCCUCAUGUAAUGAGUUCCUCAUGCUAUCCUAUAGGGCAUCCAGAAAUUAUUCAUCGGGAUUUUGACUUACCCCAAAACUAUUUUGGUCUGAUCAAAGCAACAGUCUACCCUCCUAGGGGUUUGUUUAUACCUGUGUUGCCUUACAGGGGCCCUCAAGGAAAACUUUUCUUUCCCCUUUGUCGCACAUGCAGUGAAAACAUACAGCAAACCCCAUGUGAUCACUCAGAUCAAGAAAGAGCCCUGACAGGGGUGUGGGUCACAGUUGAAUUCUCUAAGGCUUUAGAGAUGGGGUAUCGUGUGGCCAAAAUCUUUGAAGUAUGGAACUUUACCAAGAAAUCAGACACUCUUUUUAAAGAGUACAUCAAAACCUUCUUGAGAUGUAAGCAAAUGGCUUCAGGCUAUCCUGCAUCGGUCACAGAUCAAGAGAGUAAAGACAGGUACAUUCAAGACUAUCACGACAGAGAAGGCAUCCUUCUUGACCCUGACAGAAUAGAGGUCAACAAAACCAAACGAAAUGUGUCGAAAUUGUACUUAAACUCGCUUUGGGGCAAAUUAGCGCAGAGGUGUAACAUGCUAACAACGUCGAUUAUUAAAGACCCGGAAGAAUUUUUGGAAUUUGUUUUUUCGGACCAAUACGAAAUUUCACAUUUUUCAUUCUUGAGUCAAGACAUUGCCUUGGUGCAAUGGCGACGUAACAAGAAGUGGGUUCUACCUCCGGGUAAUGUAAAUGUGUUUCUUGCAGCAUUUACCACGGCCUAUGGCCGACUUGAACUGUACAAGCUCAUGGAGCAGCUUCAGAGGCGGGUUCUUUACCACGACACAGACUCUGUGGUCUAUGUAAGCAAACCGGGGGAUUGGAUCCCCCCACUCAGCAACUAUCUGGGUGGCUUAACGAGUGAACUCGCAGAGGGUGACCAUAUCACCGAAUGGUCCUCCUGUGGUCCUAAAAGCUAUGCUUUUAGAACUAAGGACAAUCACGUGGUUUUGAAAGCCAAAGGCGUGACUCAAAACUAUGAAAAUGCCCCGCGUGUAAACUUGGAAUCAAUCACACGCUUGGUCGAGGGGUUCCUAAAUGACAGGAAUAGUGACUUGGAGAUUUUGAGCUCCUACAAAAAGAUUGUUAGAGAUAAAAAGGGCUUCCAUCUGAGGAAUGCCCCACUCACUAAAAGAUUCAGGGUUGUCUAUGACAAGAGACGGCUUUUGCCUGACGGGACCACAUUGCCCUAUGGCUACUGACUUAUGCUACAUGCAGCAGUGUGUCAGGCGUGACUCAAAACUAUGAAAAUGCCCCACGUGUAAAACUUUGAAUCAGUCACACGCUUGGUCGAGGGGUGCCUAAAUGACAGGAAUAGUGACUUGGAGAUUUUGAGCUCCUACAAAAAGAUUGUUAGGUCUAAAAAAGGGCUUCCAUCUGAGGAAGGCCCCCACUUACUAAAAGCUUCAGGGUUGUCUAUGACGAGAGACUGCUUUUUGCCUGACUGGACCACAUUGUCCCUUUGGCUACAGACUUAUGCUACAAGCUACAGGGUGUCUUAAAGCUUAAGAUAUAAUGACUGCUGUAGAAGGUUUUGACCCCCGGUUGCAACUACCAUUUUCGGCCUUAAUCGCAGGGCCUUCGAAUAGUGGUAAAACUUGUUUUGUAAAAAGUAUUUUAGAGAAUUCUGAACAUGUGUUAUCUCAAAAGCCUGAUAAUGUUGUGUGGUGUUAUUCUUGUUAUCAACCUCUGUAUGAUGAAUUGUUGAAGACAAUAAAAAUCAAGUUUGUUGAAGGAA